UUAAGUCAAAGUGUAAUAUAUAGGUUCUUGAAAGCCAUGGCACUGCUGAAGAAUAUGUCUUCAGCUUUAAGAGUUUUGUCGGUCAGGCUUCAGCCCCUAUUGAUCAAUGCUGAAUCAAAUACAAGGCUUUUACUACAGUCAUCUCUCCAGUGUAAAUGUAGCAGAUUCAGUCAGCCAGCACAACUAGCAGGCUUUCACACAAGUAUACGUCGUCAAGAUCUAUCUGAAUUUCUCGAUGAGAGAAAACACUGGGCAGAAGAAAAAGUCAAAGUUGGUCGACCUUGGAAGAAGGAUGAGUUGCGAAUCAAGGGCAACGACGACCUCCACAAACUGUGGUACGUGUUGCUGAAGGAGAGGAACAUGCUGCUCACAAUGGAGGCUGAAUACAAGAGGCUGUGUACCCUGCUUCCAAGUCCAGAGAGGAUCGAUAAGGUCGAAGAAAGCAUGGAGAAUUUGCUAUCCGUAGUGAAAGAGAGGAAUGAAGCAUUCAACCUCCUAGAAACAGGGACAACGGGAGCCCCACGUGGCGGCUAUGUUCGCAACUUUCUCGGACUGAAAGGUUUCAAAAAGUUCCGUGAACACCCUUGGCCAAAAGAGUUUAACCCUACGUAUCGCUUGCUGCAUCCUCCGUACCGGAGCUCGAUGGGGAAGUACAUCAUGCUGUACAAGGAAAAGAUGAGGAGAGAGGAGAUGAAGAAGUUGCGGAGGGAGAGGCUGCAGAGGAAGAGGAUGCUGAAAGCGUUCCCACAUUUAGGGAAAAACUGAGAGCUAGACUUGUAGUUAGAUUUGAAUAAAUUGGCUUUAUGUUUGUCA
Molecule: messenger RNA, 813 nt
Organism: Haliotis rufescens (red abalone)
Lineage: Eukaryota; Metazoa; Mollusca; Gastropoda; Lepetellida; Haliotidae
Product: 39S ribosomal protein L47, mitochondrial-like
Exons: 4
Coding region: 37-765 (242 amino acids)
Biological process (GO): mitochondrial translation
Cellular component (GO): mitochondrial large ribosomal subunit; mitochondrial ribosome
Molecular function (GO): structural constituent of ribosome
Source: RefSeq, a predicted model, not a curated record